CGAACCGGAAGCUCUGCAGCUGGAACGCGGAAGCUCUGCAUGAGGUCGACCCUGGUGCUGUGCACGGCCUGCACAAUUGCGUUGCUUUCUCUGAGCUAUUAGUCCCCGCGUCGCGCUAAUAGCUUACAUAUACACCCAAAGCGACCUUCGUUAAGCACAAACAGCUCCUGAGAGCGUGACUGUCUGAAGUUGGCUUUCGGCCUCAGAGCCCUGACAAGCCUCGACGCAUACGGGGCGCCAGCUGCCCAGUUGCACAGCUGCAUCAGCCACAAUGUCCCUCAAGAGGGUGGACACCGCAAAGUCAGCGCGGUCGCACGCUGAUGACGACGACGUGGAUAUCACCGCGGUGGAAGAGUUGAAGACGGAAGAAGAAAAGAAGGAUGACACCACACCGGUGCCAUACUACAAGCUCUUCAGCACCGCUGAUCGGCUUGACACCGUGCUUAUGGUGAUUGGAGCGAUUGGCGCCCUCGGGAACGGGACUCUAUUACCGCUGUUCGCCAUCUUGUUUGGCGAGUUCACCGAUGCAUUCGGCGACCCUGACAGCGGUCACUUUAUGAAGACCGUGUCGAACCUGGCACUGAAGUUCCUCUACCUCGGCCUCGGCGCCAUCGUGGCGAGCUACCUGGAGGCGGGUGUUUGGAUGUACACUGGCAACCGGCAGGCGAACCGGCUGCGCACCCGCUUCCUGCGCGCGGUGCUGCACCAGGACGUGGCGUUCUUCGACGUGCACUCCACCACCGGCGGCCUGGUGCAGGGCCUGAACGAGGACAGCAUCGACGUGCAGAACGCCAUCAGCGAGAAGCUGGGCGCGUUCCUGCACCACAGCUCCACGUUCAUCACGGGCUACGUCAUUGGCUUCGUGAAGGGCUGGGAGAUGUCUCUGGUCAUGAUCGGCUGCAUGCCUUUCAUGGCGCUCAUUGGCGGGCUUCUGGCCAAGGGCACGGAGAUGGCCAACGCCGCCGCCUCCAAGGCCUACGCCGACGCCAGCGCCAUUGCGCAGCAGAACAUCUCCCAGAUCCGCACUGUGGCGGCCUACAACCGGGAGCAGGCGGCCAUGCAGCAGUACGACAAGGCGCUAGAGCUGCCGCGCAAAAUGGGCAUCCGCCAGUCGUGGCUGUCGGGCUUGAGCUUCGGCAGCGUGCAGCUGGUGUUCUACGGCACCUACGCCGUGGGUCUGUUCUUCGGUGCCUACCGCAUCGUGGCAGGCGCCUACACCGGAGGUCAGGUGCUUAUGGUGCUGGUGUCCACGCUGAUGGGUGGCUUCUCGCUGGGCCAGGCGGCGCCUAACCUGCAGUACUUCGCCAAGGGCCGCUCGGCCGGUGGCCGCAUGUUCCGUGUGAUUGACCGCCAGCCCACCAUCGGCGCCGAGCUGCUGGAGGAGGAGCAGGUGGCGGCCGGCGGCAAGCCCACCCAGCCCAAGCAGCCGCAGCAGCUGCAGCUGACGAACACCAAGGCGGCCGGCGGCGACGUGGAGGGCGGGAAGGCGGCCAUUGGCGGGCACCGCGUGGCGCCGGCGGAGCACGUGGCGCUGAUUGAGCCGCCUGCCAGUGUGCGUGGCGAGGUACAGCUGAUCGACGUGGACUUCGCGUACCCGUCGCGCCCCGACGUGCUGCUGUUUGACCGGUUCAACCUGCACGUGCCCGCCGGCAACACGGUGGCGCUUGUGGGCAGCAGCGGCAGCGGCAAGUCCACUGUGGUGCAGCUUAUUGAGCGCUUCUACGACCCGCUGGCCGGCACGGUGACGCUGGACGGCAUGGACCUGCGCUCGCUGCCGCUGCGCUGGCUGCGCAACCAGGUGGGGCUGGUGUCGCAGGAGCCCACGCUGUUCGCGACCACCAUCUAUGAGAACAUCGCCAUCGGCACCAAGAACGCGUCGGCGGAGGAGGUGGAGGCGGCGGCGCGCGCCGCCAACGCGCACACCUUUAUCAGCAACCUGCCCCAGGGCUAUGAGACGCAGGUCGGCGAGCGCGGUGUGCAGCUGAGUGGCGGUCAGAAGCAGCGCAUUGCCAUUGCGCGUGCCAUCCUCAAGAGCCCCAAGGUUAUGUUGCUGGACGAGGCGACGUCUGCGCUGGACACUCGCAGCGAGGCGCUGGUGCAGGCGGCGCUGGACCGGCUGGUGGUGGGGCGGACCACGGUGGUGGUGGCGCACCGGCUGUCCACCAUCAAGAACGCCGACUCCAUCGCGGUGGUGCAGGGCGGCCGCAUCGUGGAGCAGGGCACGCACGAGGAGCUGCUGCGGGACCCCGACGGCGCCUACAGCGUGCUGGUCAAGCUGCAGAUGGAGGCCAAGCAGCUGCAGGAGGUCGAGGAGGCGGAGACAGGCAUUGUGGAUGAGGGCGCGGAGGAGAGCUCGGAUGAGCCCGACUCUGCCAACGGCGGCGCCUCACUGGUCGACGGGACCGCCAAGCGUGGCGGCUCGCUCGCGCUGUCCGGCGCAGGCUCUGGCGCGCUCCCACCGCCGGGCUCGCGGCCCAUGUCUGCCGUGGCCGACGACCUUAGCAAGCACCGGCAAGGCUCCGCGCCGCCGGACGCCGUGGCGGUGGCCAUCCCCAACGCCGUGCACUCCAACGGCCUGCACGACGCCGCGGCGCCCAACUCCAAGCUCUCCAUCGACAAACCCAGCUUUCCGCGCUCCGGCCCCAGCGCCGGCAGCGCCAUCACGCCCGGCGGCAAGAAGAAAGGAGGCAAGGAGGGCAAGGAGGAGGAGAAAGCGAAGGAGAAGCCGUACAAGGUGCCCUUCAAGCGGCUGCUGAAGUAUGCGGAAGGCGAGUACACCGCGGCCUUCAUCGGCUGCAUCGCCUCGGCGGCCAGCGGCGCGCAGCACCCCGCGUUCGCCUUCACGGUGGCUUCCAUGAUCAGCAUCUUCUACACCGACGACAUGGAUGAGCUGAAGUCCAAGGCGUCUUUCUACUGCUGGAUGUUCUUCGUCAUUGCGGUCAGCGCCUUCAUCGCGCUGUCCGUCCAGCAGGUGGCGUUCGGCCGCGUGGCGCAGGCGGUGUCCGGCCGCGUGCGCGUGCAGCUCUUUGGCUCAAUCCUGCGGCAGGAGGUGGCCUGGUUUGAUGACGCGGACCACAGCAGCGGCAAGCUAACUGCCAACCUGGCCACUGACGCCACGUACGUGCGCGGAGCUGUGGGCGACGUCUUCGCUGUGGCGUUCUCGAACCUGUCGACUCUGGUACUCGGGUACCUGGUUGCCUUCGCCUACGACUGGCGCAUGGCCCUGCUCAUCACUGGUGUGUUUCCGUUCCUCAUGCUGUCCAUGGUGAUCCACCUCAAGUUCCACACCGGCUUCACCAGCGACGCCGACAAGCUGUACGCUGGCGCCAACCAGAUGGUGACGGAGGCCUUCUCCUCCAUCCGCGUCAUCCACGCCUACAACCUGCAGGGCUUCAUCGCCGGCUCCUAUGAGAAGAUGAUCUCGCACGCGAACGGCCUACUGGUGCGCCAGAGCAACGUGUCCGGCCUGUCCUUCGCCUACUCCAACUUCAUCAUGUUUGGCAUGUACAGCCUGAUUAUCUACUUCAUGGGCCAGGAGAUCAACCACGGCUGGACCAACUUCAACGACAGUCUUAAGGCCUUCAUGUCCAUCCUGCUGGCGGCCAUGGGUAUGGCGCAGGCUUCGAUGGCCUUCCCCGACCUGGGCAACGCCAAGGCGGCCGUGCAGCGCAUCUUCCCCAUCAUUGAUCGCAAGCCGCCCAUUGACAGCGCUUCUCCUGACGGCAAGCAGCCGGACACAUCGAGCAUCUCCGGCGAGAUUGAGUUCCGCGACGUCCGCUUUGCCUACCCCAGCCGCCCCAGCGUGAUCAUCUUCAACAACUUCAACCUGACCAUGACCGCCGGCUGUGUGACAGCGCUGGUGGGCGAGAGCGGCAGCGGCAAGUCAACGGUUGUGGGCUUGAUUGAGCGCUUCUACGACCCGCUGGCCGGCAGUGUGCUGCUCGAUGGCAUGGACGUGCGUGACUACAACCUCAGAUACCUGCGUGCACAGAUUGGGCUGGUGAGCCAGGAGCCGCUGCUGUUCAACGGCACCGUCGCGGACAACAUCCGCAUCGGCAAGCCGGAUGCCACGCAGGAGGAGCUCCAGGCGGCGGCAGAGGCCGCAAAUGCGCGCACGUUUAUUGAGGCGCUUCCGGAGAAGUACAACACGCGCGUGGGCGAGGGCGGCAUUCAGCUGAGUGGCGGCCAAAAGCAGCGCGUGGCCAUUGCGCGCGCCGUCGUGAAGAACCCCAAGGUUAUGUUGCUGGACGAGGCGACGUCUGCGCUGGACGCCCGCAGCGAGGCGGUGGUGCAGGCGGCGCUGGACCGGAUCAUGCUGGGGCGCACCUCCAUCGUCAUUGCGCACCGCCUGUCCACCAUCCGUCACGCCAACACCAUUGCUGUGGUGUACCGCGGCCAGGUGCUUGAGAAGGGCACGCACGAUGAGCUGAUGGCGCUGGACGGCUCGUAUGCGCGCCUGGUGGCGGCGCAGAGCCGCGAGCCGGCCAACGGGGCGGGCAAGGAUCGCAAGUUCGCCGGUAAGGCUAAGUGAGGAAUGCCAGAAGAAUAAAAGACGGCGUGGGGCUAGUGAUUAAAGUUGCAGCACUGUUGGUCUUGCUGCUUUUUCUCUUAUGAGAUGGUAUGCAGCGUAUGUUUGCAAAGGUUGGGGUUUCAAACAGGCUGCGGCACCAUCAGCGAUGCUCGGCGUGCUAGGCUGGGCCCUGGAGGCCAUCCAUACAUAUGUACGUAACAUUGUCUAAGCGCAGUGAUAAGUGAGCGUGUCGAAUGCGCAAUAGCUCGGUUUGACCUCGCACUCUCACCUGACUGCCGGUCCAGAUGGGUGCACGCGUUGGCGUGCUGGCUGACGCCGCAAAACUCGGAGUCCCUUGUGGUGUCUUCUAUGGGUUGAGACAGGGUAUGAGUAGAGAUUUGUCAUGCAGGCACCAUGUGUCUUCCACCUGUUUCAUGUGCGCGUUUGGCGCGUUGGACCUUACUCGUGUGUAGGCGUGUUUAGGACUUGGGCUAGGUCUGGGAUUGUAUGCGUUCGUGAAAUUGCCAAUGUGGUGUAAGGUUGGGUGAAAGGUCGGGGGUGCAGUGCCUUGUCGAUGCACGAGGGGUCGAAAGCAGGGAACCCCUGUCAAGAAGUCUCGCAUUUCGUAGGCAAGGUCUUCGCGUGUGUGGACUGAGAACUGACCUGGCGCAUAGCAUUCUUUUUUAACACUGGUGCCCCACCGCUACCUGAACUGUAAUGUUCCUUCGCA
Molecule: messenger RNA, 5240 nt
Organism: Chlamydomonas reinhardtii
Lineage: Eukaryota; Viridiplantae; Chlorophyta; Chlorophyceae; Chlamydomonadales; Chlamydomonadaceae
Exons: 20
Coding region: 272-4531 (1419 amino acids)
Biological process (GO): transmembrane transport
Cellular component (GO): membrane
Molecular function (GO): ABC-type transporter activity; ATP binding; ATP hydrolysis activity
Source: RefSeq, a predicted model, not a curated record